AUGGAGUUUCCCAGCCAACAAUAUCCCGUACCAGCAGGGGUACACAUCAUCCCAGAACAUCUCCUGGACCUCCGUUCCGACUCCGAAGUCGACCAUGACCUCCUCCACCCUCGACCCGUUACAGACGAGAAAAAUAUCUGGCUCUUCUGGCACAGCGGCUACUCCACCAUGCACCCAUAUACAAAGCGAAACGUGCGCGCCUGGCACCGGCGCUUCUCCAAAGCCGGCUGGGUCGUACGUGUGGUCGACCGCGAACCGUCUUCGCCUCUCAACAUAGCCAACUUCAUCGACAUCAAUGACACGGACAACUUCCCUCGCGCAUUCGCCGAAGGCACCAUCAGCGGUACCUACGCGAAGCAGCACACAUCCGACCUUGUUCGCCUACCUCUACUCCUGAAAUACGGCGGUAUCUACGCCGACGUCGGACUGAUCCAGAUCGGCGACGUGGAUCGAUUGUGGCGCGAGACGGUCGGAAACCCGGACUCGCGGUUCGAGGUGCUCUCCUACAAUGCUGGCGAUGUCAACGAGCGCAGCCUUACCAAUUACUUCCUCAUGUCGAGACGCAACAACCCGCUAUUCGACCGGUGUCAUCGUCUACUGUUGAAGUUGUGGGAAGGAAAGACGUGUACAGAUGGGAUGCAUCGAAGUCCGCUGUUGAAGGAAUUGUCGUUCCUCACUGGAACCGGUAAUUUGACAGAGCAGCAGUGCAGAGAGUUGACGGAUUAUAUUAUCCAGGGACAGGUGAUGACUUUAGUUAUGGGCUUAGUCGACGAAGAAGAUAACUGGGAUGGACCGAAGUAUGUCGCGGAGCAUGUCUACGGAAUUGAGUUCAUGCAGGGGUCGCAGCUGAUCAAUGACAUGACUGGAUGGGAUGGUCGGAAAGCAUUCGAGCUCAUGUCGUUGCCGCUGCCCAAGGAAGGCGAGGAGGAAACCGCAGAGCAGAAGCGGGCGAGGGAAAUCGUCGAGGCAUGUCUGACGAAGAGUUUUGGGUUUAAGCUCGCUCACGGAUACAUCCUGGAGGUGAUGAAUGUGACACUGGGGUCGUUGUGGAGGGAGAAUGAGGGAUCAGAUAAUGUACCCGGGACGUAUGCGCAUUGGCUCCGGCAUGCAAUCGUGCAUUGGAGUCAGGAUGCACUUCCACCGACACAGGAGUACACUGUGCUUCCGCCGAUUAAGAGGGGACCGCUAUUGCGGGAAGAGUAGAUAGACACCAUGAUACCAGUAUAGAUAGCAUCCACUAGACACACAAUGCAUAGACCUGAUAAAAC
Messenger RNA from Aspergillus costaricaensis CBS 115574, 1268 nucleotides. Its product is annotated as glycosyltransferase. Gene Ontology annotation, molecular function: glycosyltransferase activity. Bases 1 to 1203 code for a protein of 400 amino acids. The record is from RefSeq and is a predicted model, not a curated record. NCBI's taxonomy places the organism in Eukaryota, Fungi, Ascomycota, Eurotiomycetes, Eurotiales, Aspergillaceae. The transcript has a single exon.